Messenger RNA from Archocentrus centrarchus (flier cichlid), 906 nucleotides. RefSeq names its product chymotrypsin-C-like. The record is from RefSeq and is a predicted model, not a curated record. Gene Ontology annotation, biological process: proteolysis. Bases 24 to 827 code for a protein of 267 amino acids. NCBI's taxonomy places the organism in Eukaryota, Metazoa, Chordata, Actinopteri, Cichliformes, Cichlidae. Gene Ontology annotation, molecular function: serine-type endopeptidase activity. The transcript has 8 exons.
GUGGCGUCUGUGGAGAUUCAGCCAUGAUGAAGUUUGUGGUUCUUGCUCUGUUUGUCGCUGGCGCCUACGGGUGCGGAUUGCCCACCUUCCCCCCUGUGUUGACUCGGGUGGUUGGAGGAGAGGAUGUCAGGCCUCACAGCUGGCCCUGGCAGAUUUCCCUGCAGUACAACAGCGCGGGUGAGUGGAGACACACAUGUGGAGGCACUCUGAUUUCUGACCAGUGGGUCCUCACUGCUGCACACUGUAUCAGCUCCAGCAGGCAGUACAGAGUGGCCUUGGGAAAGCACAACCUGGUAGAGCCAGAGGAGGGCGCUGUGUUCAUGGGCACCUCUAACAUCAUUGUGCAUGAGGACUGGAACUCCUUUUUAAUUCGCAAUGACAUCGCCCUGAUCAAACUCGAGGCCCCCCUUGACUUCUCUGACACCAUCAUGGCUUCCUGUCUACCCGAGGCCGGCUACAUCCUCCCCCAUGAUGAACCCUGCUACGUCACUGGGUGGGGUCGCCUCUACACCGGAGGUCCCAUUGCUGACAUCCUUCAGCAGGCUCUCCUGCCAGUGGUGGACCAUGAGACCUGCAGUAAAUUUGACUGGUGGGGAAGUCAGGUGAAGGAAACCAUGGUCUGUGCGGGUGGAGACGGAGUUGUGUCUGGCUGCAACGGAGACUCUGGCGGUCCUCUGAACUGUCGGAAUGCUGAUGGAGUCUGGGAGGUUCAUGGUAUUGUCAGCUUUGGCUCUGGGCUCAGCUGCAACUUCCCCAAGAAGCCCACCGUCUUCACCCGGGUCUCUUCCUACAUCGACUGGAUCAGCUCUAAAAUGGUGGCCUACUGAGAGCACGGCCUUGUGGGACGACAGACACGAUAUGCGCAUACUGAAAUAAAGAUGGAUAGCCACAAAAUGUUUUUAAAAA